This is a messenger RNA of Oncorhynchus kisutch (coho salmon), 3889 nucleotides long. It is a transcript of the gene atg13, whose product is annotated as ATG13 autophagy related 13 homolog (S. cerevisiae). The coding region runs from base 217 to 1866 and encodes 549 amino acids. Gene Ontology annotation, biological process: protein localization to phagophore assembly site; piecemeal microautophagy of the nucleus; autophagosome assembly. Gene Ontology annotation, cellular component: Atg1/ULK1 kinase complex; phagophore assembly site; cytosol. Lineage: Eukaryota; Metazoa; Chordata; Actinopteri; Salmoniformes; Salmonidae. The record is from RefSeq and is a predicted model, not a curated record. The transcript is spliced from 18 exons.
GCCAUACCCCCAAUGAAAAUAAACAACAAAUGGGCCAGCUGGUUAAGGCUUGUGUCCCAAUAACAUAAUGCGACGGUGUGAACUUAGCCAAUAUAAGAAUAUGUCAAAUUUAGGCAUAUAGGUAACCAGAACUACGCUGUUCAAUACGCUAUCAGCGCAACAUUCAAGUACAAGUUGUGAUUUUCGGAUGUGAUGAGCUAACGUUAAGGGCAUUCCAUGAUGGACAGUGAUCUAAGUCCUCAGGAUAAAAAAGACUUGGACAAGUUCAUAAAGUUUUUCGCUUUGAAGACAGUGCAGGUGAUAGUCCAAGCGCGACUUGGGGAAAAAGUAUGCACACGCUCCUUGUCUUCACCUACUGGCUCUGAUUGGUUCAAUCUGGCAAUCAAAGAUAUCCCAGAAGUUACACACGAGGCAAAGAAAGCUCUGUCCGGGCAGCUUCCUGGCAUCGGACGAUCCAUGUGUGUUGAGAUCUCCCUCAAAACCUCAGAGGGAGACUCAAUGGAAUUGGAGACAUGGUGUCUCGAAAUGAACGAGAAGUGUGACAAAGAUAUUAAGGUGUCCUACACUGUCUACAACCGCCUGUCAUUACUGCUCAAGUCACUGCUGGCCAUUACAAGGGUAACCCCAGCCUACAAACUCUCACGAAAGCAAGGCCAUGACUAUGUCAUACUGUACAGGAUAUAUUUUGGAGAGGUUCAACUCACAGGAUUGGGAGAAGGGUUCCAGACAGUGCGUGUAGGAGUUGUGGGAACUCCCAUUGGAACAAUCACCUUGUCUUGUGCUUACAGGACAAACCUGGCCUUCAUGUCCACCAGGCAGUUUGAGAGGACGGCUCCGAUUAUGGGCAUAAUUAUUGACCACUUCGUUGAGCGCCCCUUUGGCAACAUGGGACACAUGCGUCCAUGUAACUACAGAGCACCCGGGGAAGAUGAAGGAGCAUACAAUGGGGUGGAAGAUUCUCAGGAAGUGUGCACCACGUCCUUCUCCACUUCUCCACCCUCACAAUGUGUGUUCACUGUAAGUAAGGCACAUUUAAAGACCCCUAAACCUGCAGUGAUGGACACUCUGAAAGUCCCCAUGAUGGGCCUGGCCUUCUCACACCAACUCUACUGCUCUCGUCUUUCUUAUCAGCCUCCUGUUCUUGUCGGAGCUGCUGACUUCUGCCACCCUUCCACCUUAAACGCUGCCAACCCACACCAGGUAACCACCCAGAUGGGAAUCCCAGGGAAGGAGGGGGGCAUACCCCAGCAGGUGCCUGUGCAGCCUUGUCAUGGUGCCCAGGCAGAGCAUGGACGAGUGUCCUCAUGCCCCCCCGCUGAUCAUGUUCCCGCCACUCCCUCCAGCAGUGGUGAGGGUGCAGAGACCUUGUCGAGGAGCAUUGAGGUGAAGGGUGUCUCUCCCUGUGAUGUACUGGAGACCACCUUCACCAGGAAAGUGGGUGCCUUUGUCAACAAGCCAGGCACACAGGUAACCACAGCAAGCCUGGACUUACCAUUUGCAGCGUUUGCUCCCAGAGCCUAUGACCUCGAGGAAAAUGACCCUAUGGUUCAGCCGCCGGAGUCCCCAGCCACGUCCUCUCCCCUGCAGGGCAGUUUACACUCCCAGGGCUCUGGUGAGAGUGGUGGCCCGGCACAGGACGACUUUGUUAUGGUGGACUUUAAGCCUGCGUUCUCUAAGGAUGACCUGCUUCCCAUGGACCUUGGCACAUUCUACAGAGAGUUCCAGAACCCCCCACAGCUCGCCAGCCUCACUAUUGAUGUCAGUUCUCAGUCCAUGGCAGAAGACCUGGACUCUCUUCCCGAAAAACUUGCAGUAUACGAGAAGAACAUUGAUGAAUUUGAUGCAUUUGUGGACACAUUGCAGUAGGGAUAGAAAUAGAUCCACUGGCUGCAAUGACAAAUUAUCCCAUUUAGUCCAUCUGCAAGGUCCUGUUGUCUUUCGAGCUUGUUUGCAUUCAGUCUGUGUAUGCCUCUGCUUUCUUCUCUAGAUUUGAAAUUCCACAUUGAUUUGUAAUCAGAAUGUUCCUCUUCAAACCUCACUGGUUGAUGUAUUGUAGAGUAAGAGAGCCUGUACCCAACAGAAGACAUGUGAGAAACUACAUUUGCUCUAGUGUUGAGCAGACUGUCAUAGUGUAAAUACCAAAUCCCCUCUCACCUUGCUGUUAUAGAACUUAACACACAAUAAGAAAACAUUCAGUUCAUGAAAGCGAUUUUGUCUAAAUAAUGUCAGGAGGCAUUGUAUUAUUGCUGUCCCGUGUGACACGGAGAACGUUCAUAGCGCCUAUGGAGUCAGACAUGGCUAUGUUUUAGUAGAUGUGAAGAAGCCAAGCUAUGUAUGGAAAAUGAUCAGUAGUAGUCAAUCUAUACCCAAGAAACAACAAACAUACUCUGAAUCUGUAUAUUGAAAGAAGUUCUUUUUGUAAAUUGGGAGAAAUGUUGUCCUCCUACCAACUUUAGGACAAGUAUCACUACAAAUGAUGUACCAUAUAAAGGAAGUUUACUUUUUCCCCUUAUCUGUAAAAAGGCUAAACAUUAUUUGCACUUUCAAUGUAUCAAUCUUAAGUCCUCUUGAUUUUCCCAAUGCUUUGUUAAUAUACAGUAGCAUGGUCAUGCGUAAUAAAAGUUAUUUCAAAUGGCCUAUUUUGUAUUAUCGGAAAGGAAUAAGCCAGAGGCCCUAUAUAUAUAUAUAUUUCUGAUUGUGGUUGUUUGUGAUUUAUACCAGCACACCACGAGUGAUUGUAUUUGUCGCCCCUCUUGAAGCUUAAAUACAAUAGAGCAUCAAUACUCUUGUCAAAUGAGUACGCCCCUCCACACAACUAAAUAAAUCAAACAAAGGCACUUUUAACCAUCACCUUUUAUUUAUACUUUAUAUUCACAACAUAAAAAAAGAUCUUGAAAGUAAGAUACCUAGAACUGAGGAAAAUAGUCUUAAAGAGACAUUUCAUUUUCACUGUAGCAACCAGGAAAUACUAUUUGACAAUACAGAUAAACAGUACAAUAAAGGUGGACAAACGGGCACAAUUUUCACGAGAUAUGACAAGUGGUAGUUACUCGCCUGUUUCCUUAAGGCACACAGACGCAAAUGGGGUCAAAGGUUCUACUAAGCCACUGAUCCGCAUGUCAAUGCAAUUGUUUCAUUGACAUGAUUAGGAAGUUUUCAUAAUAGACAAAACAUAGAAGCACAACAGAACUCUUACUUAUUCAGUCUUUAUAUUAGCACGGUUCUUGUUCAGGAUAUGUUCAUUACAAAGUCAUUCAGGAUUACAAAGCACAGGAGUUGUACCCCCAAAAGUUUGGCCACUGCAAAUAGUUAAAAAAUUAUGUUAAGGUUAAAAAAAAAAUCAAAUGGAACCCUCUUAGUGUUCUCCAACGCAUUUGGAAUUGAACAAAAGCAACGGACGUCAAAAUUGACAAAAUAAGGCUCAGAAAAAAACUGAUCUAACAGUUAACAUACAGAACAAAAACAGUAUGGCCUGAGAGCCCAAUGGGUCUGUAAGUACACAGCAUUUCAGUCUAUCCAUGACUAGGAGCCCUUUUAUUUCCCCUACUGACUUUAAGGCUUCAUAAAAGAUAUUUUCGCCAGCAAUGACACUAGCCGUCAAAGCCUUUACAUCUGGAUAAUGAUUUUCAAGGAAUAACUGUCGUAGGUAGAGUAAUAAUGCACACAAAAGUAGAAUAUGUAUCAUGAACACUGUCCUGUAUUGAGAAAGCAAAUCAGGCAUAACAUGAAAUGUAAAAGUUACACAAUUAAGACUAAGAGUUUUUUUUAAACAAUUUUUUAAAUAGUUGACCUGUACAAAUGAUAAAAAAAUUAAAGACUUGGCAAAUGUAAUGCAGCAAAAAGAAACAAACAAAGGCUUGCUGGAAAUAUUUUAAAAGGCGAUAUGUGA